AUGUUCCAGCGGGACGCCGACCUCAAGCCCGGCGGGAAGGCCGCGCUCGUGGAAGCGGCGCGAUUGAAGCGCGACGAGCGCGAGAAGCGGCGCGCCAUGGAGGCCCAUGUGGUGCUGCUGCAGUCGCUCGCGCGACGCUGGCUGAGCACGCGGUCGACGCUGGCGACGUGCCGAGCCGACCUCGAUCGGAAGCUCGCCGACGUCGCGACCUUGGAGAGCGUGCUGCAGCGCGAGAUUGUGCUACCGGGCGCGGCGCUUGUGCCCAUGCUCCACGCUGCCUUCUUCAUUCUGCGCGCCGGGGCCAUCGCCGCGCAGGAUGUCCCGCGCCUCCUCGGGCUUGUGCAGCGUGCGCAUUCGAAUUGGCGUCUCGCCGACAAGCAGUGGGCGGCCGCCUUUAGCGAUGUCCCAAUCGAACUUGUGCGCUACCUCGUCCUUGCCUGCCUUGAGCUCGCAGUGUAUCCAAGCGCAGCAGCCGCGCUCGCGUUUGUGGACGACCUUGUUGGCACUUCGGUACCGACACGAUCAGCCGCGCAGCUCGCACUCGGCGCGUACCUGGCGCAGGACCGCUUGCUACGUCCUUGGGCGGGGCGUGCCACCAACGUGGCGGGUCUUCUGCGAUCUGUGGUGCUGCGUUCGGAGGUCUCGACAAGCCUCUCGUCGUUCUACGAGCUCGUGCUCUUCCUCAUGGCCGACCUCCAAGACGCCCCGAUUCCGACGCUCCUGAUCGAGGUACUGACGCUGCCAACGCUUCCCGAGACGCUGCCACCCAGCGCGAUCGCGACGCUACAGUCGCUCUGGCCUCGCCUGUUGGCAGCGCCCGUGGCCGACGCCGCUGCCCUGCCGCCGUCGCCGAUGCCGGGGUUAAACAGCGCGAUGUUCCUCCUUGCAAACAUGCUCUGGCUUGCCUCGUCAAUGAACCUCGAGGCGUCGAUGCCUGCAUUCGUCCACUGGGCGUGGACGAUGCUGCAGGUCGUCUCGGAUGCGACCUAUGGCGGCAUGGCCUGGGUGCACGUCUCGGCGUCGCACUCGGUGCCGGCGCCCGUGCCACCGGCCGUGACCCGUCACCUUGAGUACCUCUAUAGCCCCAAGAUGAUUCGAGCGAUCGUGCCCCGGGGCUUUCGUGUGGAUGUGACCAAGAUCGCUACGCCGCUGACGACGACACCUCCGACGCCAAUGCUGCCAAAUGCCAUCCUGAACGAAGAGAAAUUUGGGUUUGGUAACAUUGCGCAGCAGUCGGGCUCGUCGAUCUGGAAGCGGUUCUGGCACCGCUCCAAGCCUCAGUGGGCGACCAAGCUCUUUGGCACAUCGUCGCGGUCCAAGGCGCCGGCCAGUAGCAGCGCCAAAGCCAACGACCAUCGCGCGCCCACUGCAUUUGAUAGCGCGCUCUUCACGUCGGUCGCCAAGCUCUAUGGGCUGUUUCUCUUCCGCUGGACGCAGCGCGACGCCAAGGUGCCGCACACGCUCCUGAGUGCGCUCGCCUUCUUCAAGACGCGUGACGGCACGUCGCUUGUCACCACCUUGUGGCUGUUCUUGCAAGAGUCGCUCGACCUCUCCGCCUACGCCGAGUCGACGGCGUUGGAGGCGACGUCGGCGGGCGAUGCAACCGGCAACGUGCUCUACCUCUUUGUGCAGUGCUACAACCAACUGCUGGUCGUCCUCGAUGACGACGAGAUGUACGACCGCAUGUACCCGCUGCCUCUCUUUGAGGUCGAGCGCGUCGUACUCUUCUUCAAGCCGAUGCUGUUCCGGGCCUAUGACGCGCCGCGACGCGUCGACAGCUUCGGGGACCGCCUCGUGGCCGGCGCGACGCUGCUCUUGCAGCAGCUCUACAACCGCUGUGCGCGCACCCCGUUCUGCAACGUCACGAGCUGGGUCCUCUCGAAUAUGGACGGGUCGUCAGUCCUCGAGCGCAUACUCAAGAACGAGCCACAAGCUCUCCAGCUGAUCCAGCACAUGCCCUACUUGCUCAUGUAUGCGGACCGCGUCCGCCUGUUCGAGGCUUGGGUCCGUCUUGACCGCGCACAGCACCAGGCCCCGGACGUGCCGGGCUUCCGCAUCAACAUUCGCCGCGGGUACAUCCUCGAGGACGGGCUCACGAAACUCAACGUCAUCAAGCGUGAUCUCAAAAAGAAAAUUCAGGUGCACUUUAUCAACGCGGCCGGUAGCGAAGAAGUGGGCAUCGACGCGGGUGGGCUCUUCAAGGAGUUUUGGACCGACCUGAGCGCGCUCGCGUUCGACCCCAACUACGGCCUCUUCAACGUCACCAGAGACCAGCUCUUGUACCCGAGCCCGCACUCCGAGACGGUGCACCAGAGCGACAGUCUCUUGUUCGAGUUCCUCGGGCGCAUCCUCGGCAAGGCGCUGUACGAGGGCCUCGUCGUGCAGCCGCGUUUUGCGCGCUUCUUCCUCACCAAGCUUCUCGGUCGGCCCAACCUCUGGCACGACCUCCCGUCCCUCGACCCCGAGCUCUACAAGAACCUGUCGUUUCUCAAGAGCUACGAAGGCGACGUGGCCGACCUCGGGCUCACGUUCAGCAUGGACCAAGAUUGCUUUGGCGUCGCCAAACACGUUGAGCUGAUGCCGGGCGGCGCGACGAUGGCGGUCACCAGCGACAACCGACUCCGCUACGUGCACCUCAUGGCGCACUUUUACCUCAACACGCAGAUCCAGCGGCAGAGCGGCGCGUUCCUGCGUGGUCUCCAGGACGUGAUCGACGUCAAAUGGCUCCACCUCUUCAACGAGCCCGAGCUCCAAGUGCUUAUUUCGGGCACGUCGCAGGCGUUGGACGUGGCGGACCUCAAGCAAGCGGCGACGUUUGCUGGCGGCUACUUUGGCCACGAGAAGCGGGUGCAGUGGCUCUGGAAGGCGCUCGAGAGCUUCUCGCCCGCGGACCAAGCGCGCUUCCUGCGCUUCGUCACGUCCUGCGAGCGCGCGCCGAUUCUAGGCUUUGCAUCGCUCCACCCACCUUUUGUCGUCCAGCGCAUUUCGAUCGCCAAGGACGACGAGAAGUUGCCGUCGGCGGCCACAUGCUUCAACACACUCAAGCUGCCGACGUACUCGAGCUACAAGGUGCUCCGGGAGAAGCUCUUGGUGUCCAUCAAUGCCGGCGCCGGCUUUGAGAUGACGUAG
Molecule: messenger RNA, 3129 nt
Organism: Saprolegnia diclina VS20
Lineage: Eukaryota; Oomycota; Saprolegniomycetes; Saprolegniales; Saprolegniaceae
Exons: 15
Coding region: 1-3129 (1042 amino acids)
Biological process (GO): ubiquitin-dependent protein catabolic process; protein polyubiquitination
Molecular function (GO): ubiquitin protein ligase activity
Source: RefSeq, a predicted model, not a curated record